AUGGCCGCCACUCGUGUCUUCGCCUCCCGCAUGGCCUCUCAGAUGGUCUCCAAGGCUGCUCGUCCUGCCAUCCGAGCUCCUGUCUCCGCCGCUGCCAAGCGCACCAUCACCGGCUCUUCUAGCCCUCUCCAGUCCCUCAGGCGCCAGCAGGUCAACACCCUGCUCCAGGCCACCUCCCGAAAUGCCUUCCAGGUCCAGCGCCGUGCCUACUCUUCCGAGAUCGCCCAGGCCAUGGUUGAGGUCUCCAAGAAUCUGGGUAUGGGCUCUGCGGCCAUUGGCCUGACUGGUGCUGGUAUCGGUAUCGGUCUCGUUUUCGCCGCUCUCCUCAACGCUGUUGCCCGCAACCCUGCCCUCCGUGGCCAGCUCUUCUCGUACGCCAUUCUGGGCUUCGCUUUCGUCGAGGCCAUCGGUCUCUUCGACCUCAUGGUUGCCCUCAUGGCCAAGUUCACCUAA
Molecule: messenger RNA, 453 nt
Organism: Hirsutella rhossiliensis
Lineage: Eukaryota; Fungi; Ascomycota; Sordariomycetes; Hypocreales; Ophiocordycipitaceae
Product: ATP synthase subunit C domain-containing protein
Exons: 3
Coding region: 1-453 (150 amino acids)
Biological process (GO): proton motive force-driven ATP synthesis; proton transmembrane transport
Molecular function (GO): proton transmembrane transporter activity
Source: RefSeq, a predicted model, not a curated record